This is a messenger RNA of Adineta ricciae, 834 nucleotides long. The record is from the annotation of a GenBank genome assembly. Lineage: Eukaryota; Metazoa; Rotifera; Eurotatoria; Adinetida; Adinetidae.
AUGCUUUCAGGAACAACAAAAGGUGUUGAAUUCUACGCAAGUGAAAUUGAAGAUUUUCACAGUGAAAAAAUCGAAUGGAAAGGAGUGAAACAAAUCAACAAUAUCGAAUACAUAGGAGAUGAAACAAAACAAUCCGUAGAAGAAUCAACAAAAAUAAUUUCUUCAACGAAUGCUGGUAUUCCAUGGGUUGAUGAUUCAAAAAAAAGCAUGAUCGAUUAUACAGAUUCAGAUGACAGUAAAGCUACGGAUGUAGAAGAUGAAAAUAAUGAUCAAUCAAACUCAACUGAUACAUUAGAUGAUCAACUAUUUGAAUGUUUAGUCGAUGCCUGUGUUGCCAGCUAUCGCUAUCAUGCUCAUCUGCUUCGACAUUACACGAUUGGGAAACAUAAACUAAAGUUGGAGAAAUACUCACUCAUUGACAAAAGCAGACUGAUAUUUCAUCAAAAAUUGACAACAAAUUAUUCCCAUUCAACACCUCUAUUAUCCAUUACUGUUAUUCCUGCUGCUAAUAAUUCGACCAUUCCCGCAUUACCUGAAAUUUGGGCUUUACAAAACGCCAAGCCGAAUGUUCGUUUCAGUGAUAAGCAAAAGCAAUUUCUGCAAGAAAAAUUCAAUCAAGGUGUUGAAACUGGAAUGAAAUGGGAUCCAGCAAGAGUUGCAUUAGAAAUGGAAACACUUACUAGCAAUGGAAGCUAUUUAUUUACUAAUGAUGAGUGUUUAACUCAAGGGCAGAUUAAAAGUUAUUUUUCUCGUCUGGUUGUAAAACAACGAACAACAAAACAAACAUCUUCACGUAAUACAUCAUCGUCAUCAUCCAUAUCAACUACCAAAUAA